Molecule: messenger RNA, 576 nt
Organism: Enhydra lutris kenyoni (northern sea otter)
Lineage: Eukaryota; Metazoa; Chordata; Mammalia; Carnivora; Mustelidae
Exons: 2
Coding region: 1-576 (191 amino acids)
Source: RefSeq, a predicted model, not a curated record
AUGGGUGACAUUUCACAAGAGCCUGUCAUGCCUCCAGUCCAGAGGAGAAAGUUAGAUCCACUUCCAAAAAAGCAUAGACGUCUUAGGAAGGCUGUAAGGUCAAAGAGAAUGAGGAAGAACAAGAGGAGGGAGAAAGUGGAGACCCUCUGCCCCCCAAUCCUUCCAACACCUUUGGUACCACCACAAAGUGAAGAUGAAGUGGUAGAUACAAAGCCGACUGUACUCAGUGCUCACAAAGAUGAUCCUGACCUUCCCAGUGAAGACCCAUUACAGAGUCAACAGGAUGAGGGUGCCUGUGUGACGCAUCAGGAGUGUCCAAUCCAGCCCUGUAAGCAACCAGCAUCCUCGGAGCCUGGGCCCUCUUCUCCUGCAGUGACAUCCUUGGCAUCACCACCACUCUGCUUUGGUCGCUUCUUAAGCUGUGUCUGCCGGACCUUCUCGAGGUCUAGGAAGUGGAAGCGCCCCAGAAGGCAGGGUACUGAGCUGACUGAGGCAGGAGGUGAUGCCAAGUCUCUAAGACCUAGCCUGCUGAGGGAUCUGGGCAAAAACAGAGUGCAGCCUCAUGAGGGCCAGUAG